AUGUCGACUGUUGCACUCCCAACUGUUUCCACCUUUAAAGGUUGUGUUGAAAGCCAAGGCCCCUCUUUGUUACUCAGGAGAUCACCGUUCUCUCUCAGCUUCUCCAAGAGCUACUCAAAAUAUUUUGGUCUAAAGUCAUUUAAUGGCUUCAAGGCAACAACAAUGGCAGUUUACAAGGUGAAGCUCAUUGGACCAGAUCGUCAACAACAUGAAUUUGAUGCCCCUAAUGACACCUACAUUCUCGACAUAGCUGAGACCGCAGGGGUAGAGUUACCCUACUCGUGGCAUGUUGGUGCAUGUUCGAUUUGUGCCAAGCAGCUGAAAUCUAGCAUUGUUAAUCAAUUUGAUGGAUCAUUCCUUGGUAACUCACAUGUGAGCAAAGGCUACAUCCUGACUUGUGUCUCCUACCCAAGAUCUGGCUGUGUCAUCCUGAAUUGA
This is a messenger RNA of Dioscorea cayenensis subsp. rotundata (Guinea yam), 438 nucleotides long. RefSeq names its product ferredoxin, root R-B1-like. Gene Ontology annotation, molecular function: electron transfer activity; 2 iron, 2 sulfur cluster binding. The coding region runs from base 1 to 438 and encodes 145 amino acids. Lineage: Eukaryota; Viridiplantae; Streptophyta; Magnoliopsida; Dioscoreales; Dioscoreaceae. Gene Ontology annotation, biological process: electron transport chain. The transcript has a single exon. The record is from RefSeq and is a predicted model, not a curated record.